Messenger RNA from Protopolystoma xenopodis, 456 nucleotides. The record is from the annotation of a GenBank genome assembly. Lineage: Eukaryota; Metazoa; Platyhelminthes; Monogenea; Polystomatidea; Polystomatidae.
AAUCCACUCGGAAAAUGCGAUCGUGGUAUCAGCUCCAUUCAUUACAGUGAGACUAUACAGUCUGUGCUAACAGGAAGCUGGGAUUGCACAGUGCGCAUUUGGGACCCUCGAGCCCCCGGGCAGUCCGGUAGAUCCGUAGUCACUGCUGCUGCAGGAGUUGGGGCUGCCCAAUUGAUGGCGCAAGCGGCUUGUUCAGCCACCGGUGCACAAAGCCAACAUAUCCAACCAGCCCCUGUAUACACUUUAGACACGGUGCGUCAUAACCUUGUUGUGGGCACUGCUCAGCGUCAUGUGCUCAUCUGGGACCUUCGGCAGAUGAACCAGCCAAUUGAACAGCGCGAAUCAAAUUUGCGUUUCCAGACACGCUGCAUUCGCUGCUUCCCCAAUGGGCAGGGGUAUGUGCUCAGUUCCAUUGAAGGUGGGUCAGUUAGAGGCCACCUUUUCGGACCACACUAG